CUUUGUUCACCUCAAGCCAUCGAUUCAACGACGCGUAUCUCAGCUUUCGACUUCUCCUGCAUUUCGAGCGCUGCACCUUCACGAUCGCCAAUCCAGCUUUACACUACGUCUACACUUACACCACGAUUUGCGUAUCAGAACGCUUUAUCGACUGCGACCAUGUCUGACGCGGGUAGUGAUGCCGCGAAGGGCCUCUCAGAUGAUGAGGUUGGCGGUACAGUUGUGCCAGUAGAGAGCGGAAGCGGAGAAACGCCACGCGACACAGUUGAAGAGAACGGUCUGGAUGACGACGAGGAUGAUCUGUUCGGUGAUGGCGGAGAUGCAGAUGAAGAGCCGGCAGUAGAGCAGCGCAAGCUCGACGAUGAGGAGCUUGACUCCGGCGAUGAUGAGGGACGUGAUGAUCGGGCACCACAAGCUGUCGAGUACGAACAGGAGCAGCAGACACUGUCCUUCAUGGAAACAGAUCUUGCGCGACAUGCAAUUCCAGAGCCCAGCGACGGCGAAUUAUACCUCCUGAAAGUACCGCAAUUCCUGGCGUUCGAGCCAACUGCUUUCAACCAUAAGAUUUUCCAGCCGCCAACAACAGACCACCACUCGAAGUUCGCUGCGACCGAACACUUCUCCGCAUACGAUACCGCUAUGUCUACCAUCCGAUGGCGACGGUCGCCCUCAAAUCACGCUGAGCUUCAGUCCAAUGCGCGCGUCUUGCGCUGGUCUGAUGGCUCAUUGACCCUCCAGUUCGCCAACGAUCCUACUACACAGUUCGACAUCGACGCAAAUGCGCUCGCCCCACCGCAGGUCAACCCCAAGAUUCCCACGCCGACCUCGAUGAAGAGGAGUGCCAAGGGCGAUAAGGAGAGCUACACAUAUCUUGUUGCCCCCUAUGAGGAGGCUCAGAUUAUGCGCGUGACCAACAAGUUUACGACCGCCCUUAAUGUUGUUCCUGCAGCAAACUUGAAAGACGCUGCGCUGGAGAAGUUACAGAACGACUUGGCAGCUGCAGCAACCCGUGGCCGAGAUGAGGCUGAUCAAGCCAUCUCCUUUGUUAAUGUCGACGAAGACCCCGACCUUAUCAGACAGCGAGAAGAGGCAACUUUCAAAGAGAGGCAGCGACAAGCCAGGGCGAGGGAGAAGCACGCCGAGCGCCAAGCUGAGCGCGCAAAUCGUGGAGCUGUAGGCCGCGGUGGACUACGCACGGCCGGUCUCAGCAUUGGCGACCUGGAAGAUGACGAGGGCGCACCACGGACAAAGAAACCACGUGCGAAGACUGGCCUACGACGAGACUGGAGCGACGACGAAGAUUACGGUCGUGGUGCUGGCAGGAACCGUGAGGACGAUUAUGAUGAGGAGGACGAUUUCAUCGCUGCCAGUGACGAGGAGCCAGAAAUUGUCGAAGAUGAUGACGAUCCAGAUGAGGGCAUCAUGGCGAGUCCCAAGAGGAAGAGCGGUGGUAACGAUGAAGAUGACGACGAUGAGGUGGUUCCCAGCAACCGCACAAAACGGAGACGAGUCGUGGACGAUGAUGAAGACGAUGAGUAGACAACGCCAAACCACCAUGUUGGCUUGCCUUGUCAGGACCAAGAUACAUCAUUUAUCCCAUCUUUGAAUAUCAGCAUAGCCUGGCGUUGUGGCAUUUGACUUAUGGACAAACCUAGCACGCAGAAACAC
This is a messenger RNA of Macroventuria anomochaeta, 1668 nucleotides long. RefSeq lists its product as uncharacterized. Gene Ontology annotation, molecular function: RNA polymerase II C-terminal domain phosphoserine binding. Bases 160 to 1539 code for a protein of 459 amino acids. Lineage: Eukaryota; Fungi; Ascomycota; Dothideomycetes; Pleosporales; Didymellaceae. Gene Ontology annotation, cellular component: nucleus; Cdc73/Paf1 complex. Gene Ontology annotation, biological process: positive regulation of transcription elongation by RNA polymerase II; transcription elongation by RNA polymerase II. The transcript has 2 exons. The record is from RefSeq and is a predicted model, not a curated record.